AUGUCAGCAUAUCAGCACCCGGGCACGCCAAAAAUCAUCAAACGACCAUUUGGAGGCAGGGAGAUACCGGGUGAACCGCUGACGAAGCGGAUAUGCACAGACCAACACAUCGAGAAAAGGGCAGAGGCACAUGACCCAAAGGACUCACCACCUUUGAAUCUUCUACACUUCUCGCAGGUCAUGUCAGGUUUGCCACCGACGACUUCGAAGAAAGGGAAGGAAAGGGCGCGAAACCCAGUAGCACCUGGUUCUGUGGUAGACCCACACGAUCUUGACACAGAGACACUAAAGCGCUGCUUCGAGAGGGACAUGAAAAGAUACCGAGCGAAGAUCAAAGCAGAUCAAGUCCUAGUAACUCCUCUCAGAGCUGUCUCUAAGCUGCUAAUUGAACGGCCAUCAUUUGGACAAACAAGGCCCUUCAUCGACGAAUCUUCGAAAUAUGAGACCAAACAAAGCUACAAGCGGAGAAGGACAAGUAGGAAAGAGCGAGAAAAGAAAUCUGAUGAUGUAUUGUCUCGUAGACAGCGACCCAUCGCCUUGAAGGCUGAUAUUAUGGCGGCGAUUGACCUCAAAGUCAAGCAGAAUCGCGAACAUCAGGUAGUAUGCGGGAGCUGCGAUAAUUGUCCUAUAGCUAUACCAUCUGAGCAACAUAAUCCGCACAUCUCUGACAUGAAUAAAAGAGAUGUUGAUUCUCGGGAGGAUUUUGCAGGCCGCUUGGGUAGUCCUAUCGAUCUGUCAAUUUGCUCCGACUUAUUGAAGCGUACUAUACCAGAUGAAAAACGAUAUCAGGAUGACUUGUUGGAAUCUUCACCUCGAUGA
This is a messenger RNA of Pyrenophora tritici-repentis Pt-1C-BFP, 819 nucleotides long. RefSeq lists its product as uncharacterized. NCBI's taxonomy places the organism in Eukaryota, Fungi, Ascomycota, Dothideomycetes, Pleosporales, Pleosporaceae. The record is from RefSeq and is a predicted model, not a curated record.